Molecule: messenger RNA, 6669 nt
Organism: Alligator sinensis (Chinese alligator)
Lineage: Eukaryota; Metazoa; Chordata; Crocodylia; Alligatoridae
Gene: MAP4K4
Product: mitogen-activated protein kinase kinase kinase kinase 4
Exons: 29
Coding region: 80-3595 (1171 amino acids)
Biological process (GO): protein phosphorylation
Molecular function (GO): ATP binding; protein kinase activity
Source: RefSeq, a predicted model, not a curated record
GCGCGGAUCGGGGCUGGUGGGGAGGAGAGGAAGCGGGGCACAAAAGCACAAAAUUAGCAAGAAAGAAGUGGGGGGGAAAAUGGCGAACGAUUCUCCGGCCAAAAGUCUGGUGGACAUCGACCUGUCCUCCCUGCGGGACCCAGCUGGGAUUUUUGAGCUGGUGGAAGUGGUUGGCAAUGGCACCUACGGGCAAGUGUAUAAGGGCCGACAUGUCAAAACAGGUCAACUGGCAGCCAUCAAAGUCAUGGAUGUUACUGAGGAUGAAGAAGAAGAAAUCAAGCUGGAGAUAAAUAUGCUAAAGAAGUACUCUCAUCAUAGAAAUAUUGCAACCUACUAUGGUGCUUUCAUUAAAAAAAGUCCUCCAGGGCAUGAUGAUCAGUUAUGGCUUGUUAUGGAGUUUUGUGGAGCAGGAUCUAUCACAGACCUUGUGAAGAACACAAAAGGGAAUACUCUGAAAGAAGACUGGAUAGCAUACAUCUCAAGAGAGAUUCUCAGGGGCUUGGCACAUCUCCAUGCCCACCAUGUGAUUCAUCGGGACAUCAAAGGGCAGAACGUAUUGUUGACAGAAAAUGCAGAGGUGAAGCUGGUGGAUUUUGGUGUGAGCGCUCAGCUGGACAGGACAGUUGGCAGGAGAAACACUUUUAUUGGAACUCCUUACUGGAUGGCUCCAGAAGUUAUUGCCUGUGAUGAAAAUCCUGACGCUACAUAUGAUUACAGAAGUGACCUCUGGUCAUGUGGCAUUACAGCCAUUGAAAUGGCAGAAGGUGCUCCCCCCCUCUGUGACAUGCAUCCAAUGAGGGCGCUGUUUCUUAUACCAAGAAAUCCUCCUCCACGGCUAAAAUCCAAGAAAUGGUCAAAAAAGUUUUUUAGCUUUAUAGAAGGUUGUUUAGUGAAAAACUACAUGCAGAGGCCUUCUACAGAACAGCUUUUAAAACAUCCUUUUAUACGUGAUCAGCCAAAUGAAAGGCAAGUCCGAAUCCAGCUGAAGGACCAUAUAGACAGGACCAGAAAGAAGAGAGGAGAGAAAGAUGAGACAGAGUAUGAAUAUAGUGGAAGUGAGGAAGAAGAGGAGGAAGUGCCUGAACAAGAAGGAGAGCCGAGCUCCAUUGUCAACGUGCCUGGAGAAUCAACCCUCCGACGUGAUUUCCUGAGGCUGCAGCAGGAAAACAAGGAGCGGUCCGAGGCCCUUCGGAGACAGCAGCUGCUCCAGGAACAGCAACUCCGAGAGCAAGAGGAAUACAAGAGGCAGCUGCUGGCAGAGAGACAGAAACGCAUAGAGCAGCAGAAAGAGCAAAGGAGGCGGCUGGAAGAGCAACAAAGAAGAGAACGGGAAGCUCGAAGGCAACAGGAGCGUGAGCAGAGACGGAGAGAACAGGAGGAGAAAAGACGGCUAGAGGAAAUGGAAAGGAGACGUAAGGAAGAAGAGGAGAGGAGGAGAGCAGAGGAGGAAAAGAGGAGAGUAGAGAGAGAGCAGGAGUAUAUCAGGCGACAGCUAGAAGAGGAGCAGCGGCACUUGGAAAUUCUUCAGCAGCAGCUGCUCCAGGAGCAGGCCAUGUUACUGGAAUACAGAUGGCGAGAAAUGGAGGAGCAUCGACAAGCAGAGAGACUCCAGCGUCAGUUGCAGCAGGAGCAAGCCUAUCUCCUGUCGCUGCAACAUGAUCAUAGGCGGCAGCAGCAGCAGCAACAACAACAGCAGCAGCAAGAAAGGAAUAAACAAAGCUAUCAUACCCCUGAGCCAAAAGCCCAUUAUGAACCUACUGAAAGAGCACGUGAGGUGGAGGAUAGAUUUAGAAAACCUAAUCAGGGGUCCCCAGAAGCACAGUCUAAACAGACGGGCAAAGUGUUGGAGCCACCAGUGCCUUCAAGAUCAGAGUCUUUUUCCAAUGGGAACUCAGAACCUGUUCAGCCUGCCCUGCAAAGGCCAAUGGAACCCCAGGUACAGUGGUCCCAUCUGGCAUCUCUCAAGAACAAUGUUUCCCCUGUCUCGCGAUCCCAUUCCUUCAGUGACCCUUCUCCCAAAUUUGCACAUCACCAUCUUCGUUCUCAGGACCCAUAUCCACCUUCACGCAGUGAAGUGCUAAAUCAGAGUUCUGACUCUAAAUCGGAGGUACCUGACCCCACCCAAAAGGCUUGGGCUAGAUCAGACAGUGACGAGGUGCCUCCAAGGGUACCUGUAAGAACAACAUCUAGGUCUCCUGUCCUGUCCCGUCGAGAUUCUCCACUGCAGGGCAGUGGUCAGCAAAAUAACCAAGCAGGUCAAAGGAAUUCCACAAGCAAUAUAGAGCCUCGUCUGCUAUGGGAAAGGGUUGAGAAGCUUGUACCAAGACCAGGCAGUGGCAGCUCUUCAGGUUCAAGCAACUCUGGCUCUCAGCCAGGUUCCCAUCCGGGAUCGCAGAGUGGCUCUGGUGAACGGUUCCGAAUGAGAUCGUCAUCCAAAUCUGAAGGCUCUCCAUCUCAGCGUCAUGAGAAUGCAGCCAAAAAAACAGAAGAGAAGAAGGAAGUCUUCAGACCCCCCAAGCCUGCUGGAGAAGUGGAUUUAACUGCAUUGGCAAAGGAACUGCGAGCAGUUGAAGAUGUGCGACCCCCGCAUAAGGUAACAGACUACUCAUCAUCCAGUGAGGAGUCUGGGACGACAGAUGAGGAAGAUGAUGACAUGGAACAGGAGGGAGCAGAUGAAUCUACUUCUGGGCCAGAGGAUGCCAGAGCAGUGUCAACUCUAAACUUGAGCAAUGGUGAAACAGAGUCAGUGAAAACCAUGAUUGUUCAUGAUGACGUGGAGAGUGAACCUGCCAUGACUCCUUCCAAGGAGGGUACUUUGAUCGUUCGACAGAAUACAGUUGACACAAAGCGUGCCAGCCAUCAUGAGAGCAAUGGCUUUGCCGGUCGCAUUCACCUCUUGCCAGAUCUCUUACAGCAAAGCCAUUCCUCCUCCACUUCCUCCACUUCCUCCUCCCCAUCCUCCAGCCAGCCGACACCCACCAUGUCCCCACAGACACCCCAGGACAAGCUAACUACUAAUGAGACUCAGUCCGCUAGUAACACGCUCCAGAAACACAAAUCUUCCUCCUCCUUUACACCUUUUAUAGACCCCAGAUUACUACAGAUUUCUCCAUCUAGCGGGACAACUGUGACUUCUGUGGUGGGGUUUUCUAGUGAAGCAAUGAGGUCAGAAGCAAUAAGGCAAGAUCCCACCAGGAAAGGGUCAGUUGUCAACGUGAACCCCACCAAUACACGACCACAGAGUGACACCCCAGAGAUUCGCAAGUACAAGAAGAGAUUCAAUUCUGAGAUCUUGUGUGCUGCCUUAUGGGGAGUUAAUUUGUUAGUGGGUACUGAGAGUGGUCUGAUGCUGCUAGACCGAAGUGGUCAAGGGAAAGUUUAUCCACUAAUCAAUCGAAGACGAUUCCAGCAGAUGGAUGUACUAGAAGGGCUGAAUGUCUUGGUGACGAUAUCUGGGAAGAAGAACAAGUUGAGAGUUUACUACUUGUCCUGGUUAAGAAAUAAAAUUCUUCAUAAUGAUCCAGAGGUAGAAAAGAAACAGGGUUGGACAACUGUGGGCGACUUGGAAGGCUGUGUGCACUAUAAAGUUGGCUGAUUCCAGAGAGCACCUAAAGCAACCAUGAAAGGAAUUUCUUGUUACCUAUACUGUGAAUGGAUUGGCAGAAAGAAAAGAAUACCAGACUAUUCAUAGCAUCUGAUGAAGUUGCUGCCUACAAAUGCUUAUUUUUCUUUGAACCAGUUAGUCUCUAAGGUGCCACUCUCCCAUACCUUCUGCCUAAUUUCAGACUACACUGCUGAUCACCUCUGUCUGGUAGGGGUUCUGUAUGUGAACAUCAUCUUGUAUAUGCUUUCAAGACAGACAAAGGUAAACAAAAGCCCAGUUUUAGAGACAGAACUAGUCCAAUUGAAGAAGCCUGUGCAUGACUUGUUUUACAUGACUAGGCCAUUGUGCAUCAGCAACUGUACAGUUCUUGGCAGAGAAGAAACCUGUGUCCAGUGGCAAGGAGAUUCAAGACGAUUGGAGUUACUCUUCCACUGCAUCCUUCAUCUGUCUUCACAGCUGUUGAGAAGUAUGCCAUCUUCAUGUGCCUGCCCCACUGUGGAGGUCUUUGUUAUCUUGAACUGCUCUUCAUCUGAUACCUCACCUUUGACCUUACCACCAUGGGUGACCCUACCAGGAGUACAAGACUCAUGAUGGUAUUGCUCUUGGGGUCACUGGUACAUGCAAACCUCUCCACCCCAUCAAGGUGGCAGUCUGUGGAGGGGUGACAGAACUAGUUUGACUGAGGACUUGAUUUUUUUUGUCAUUAGAGGUUUUUCAAAUCUUUAACACUUACAGUUCAUGAUUCUUACUACCCUACUGAUUAAGGGGAGUGAAACUCUUUGAGAAGAACAUCUCCAUAUCCCUUCUGCAUACCAGGAAGAACCAAUUAUUGACUUGUGUAUCAUUUAAAAGAAAGUAUAUGUUGGAAGUAUUUAAAAUCAAUUUUUAAAGAAAUAUACAGUGUUUCCUUAAAAAUCCAUGCUGUGUCUGAACGUGAAAAAUUGUUUUAUGUUCAGAAAGUACUUGCUACAACAUUUAUAAGAAAAAUGAAGAGAACAUAAGAUAAAUUCAAAACAAAAAACCUUUUUGUCCAGACUAAUAGCUCAUGAGCUGCUAGAGGCUCCUAGACACCCAAUACCUCUUUGAUGCAACCAGCUCUCUGAUGUUUGACUCCAAACAUUGUGCCAGGGCCACGCUCAGGAUGGCUUCUCACUGAGUACUACUGAGUGCCGUUUUGAUUUGUUGGUUUUCAUCACUGAGAAGAUUUUCUUGCUACAUGUGCCUGUGAACAUGAAUAACAUUCUUGAUGUGAAGGUUUUUAUUGCUGGUUCUCCCAGGUAGUGGUAAAAUUCAUGAAUCCUGACUGUUGAUGGAAGAUAAGGCAGGAUGGUACCUUGGGCCUCUCGCAGACAUGACUAACCAGUUAAUCAUGUCUUAAAUAGUAACCUGGCCCAUGCCCAGGCAACUGAUGGUGCAAUAAAUGAGAAAUUAAGCCACAAAACUAUUCUGCAGAACGUGUAAUAAUUUUGUCGUUGGUUUCCAUUGUACCUUAAAUUGAACAUGUGGCAGGUGGACUGCACUGGAGUCUCUGACUGGUAGUAGUGUGGUCACAGCUAGCCAUUGAUCAGCUGAUCGUUGUUGGACUAUACUGGGGUUCAAACUAGCCCUGGUGCAGUCCCUGCUGACCAGGCAUCCAGCCAGCCUUCAGCCUGCUGGUGCCAGGGGAGCCUCGAAUCAUGCCCCCGGGCUUCCCCUGCAUUAGUAGGUAGGGUACAAUUGAGAUCUAAUCUCCAAUCCCAAAAUCACACUUCCUGCCAUGCAUAUGUGGCAUGAUAGGAGGCACAGUUGUUGGGACUGGUGGUCAGAUUCCAUUGUACUUUUAAGUGAAUGUCUGUCAUUGGCAUUAGAGACCAUGCUAAAUAUCAGUGAGUUCCAUUUGCAGCCUUUCAGGAGCAUAUUCCAUAAGAACAGAGAACAGGGGCUGAAAAGUCUGAACUCUACUUCAUGACUCCAAAAGUCAGAAAUUCUGUCCUGGAAUCAGCAGGUUUGACCAUGUAGUUCUCCAUGCUCUUACCACCUUCAUUCCCAGUGGCAUUGAACAGUGAUUCCAAGGUGGAGAACUGUGCUGCAUUGCAUCGAGAGCUGUUUAUCCCAAAGAUGGGCUGCAUUUCUGAGGCAUGCGUACUGUUGUAAAAUUCCGUCAAAACUUGGUUCUGACUCCUCAUUCUUGUGUUCUGCAUAUUCAUAUGUUCAAAGACAACCCUGCAACUCAGCUAGCAUACUUCAGCAUAAUACAGCACCUGUACUGAGAAUCACCUUUCUCCAAGAACUGGUUGAAUUGUGAAAGGCUGAGAGCCCUGGCUCGCAUGAAAUUCACUGUUUUUACUACAACAUUCAUCAUGUGGUCUGUGCCAAGAGUUUUGGUAAAGCGUUUCCUGAUUCAGAAUGCAAUGAAAAACGCAAAUGCUCAUGGCUGGCAUUGAUGCUCUUCACUGUCUCUUGAAACACUCGCUGCCCUUUUCUAGUCCAUACCUAAUUUGUCCAAAGUUGGUGUCACUGUUGAAAAUAUCUUUUAUAGGUGUGUCUUUCAUUGGCACAAUCUCCAGACUCCUCUGUUGCAUUCAUACCUUGAUCAACAGUCCUCAUUGUGCCGUGUCACUCGCAUCUGGGCUUUCAUCAGUUGCUGUUGAAAAAAGGAGCAAAUGCAUUAGCUUUGGUGCAAAGCUGACUAUGCAGAAUACCAAAAUUGUUUGACGCCCCCAUCUUAAACAAUAGGGACAAUAGCUGCAAACAGAGUUUUACCAGAUGACCAGUCCUCGAAUUUGUGAACUUGCUACAUUAUAACAUUAGGAGCAUAUUACUGUUUUUGAUAAAUGUAUUUUUCCUUGAACAUCAUGAACCAAAUGACAGACAUUACUGCAUUGUAACUUCUGUUUCUGGGGGAAAAAACAACCCCCUUUUCUCUACCCACUUCCCCAAAUCCCUGAAACCCAAAACUUCAUAAAACUGGCAAGAAAUGGACAAGAAUGUUGCAUGUUUAUAUGGUAUUUUUCUUUAAUAAAAAGAUCGCUAUUCAUUUUACUGAUUGGAGGAUAUUUUCGUUCUUUUUUCUUUCUCCCAUUGUA